GUGUCUAAACAGCGGUUGAACCCUUUUUGAGCCAUUGCGGCUUCCGUAAAGCAACAACACAAGGUCAAAAAUGGCAGCCUGCACGAGAGGGCUCAAAAAUCUUUUCAUUUCGAAGACGUUUUGUCGUGUUUUGCAAUUUCAAGAUGAACGGUUUUUGUGUACGUCUGUGCUUCGUUGUGCUAAUAAAUUCGUCCCUCCAUCCAAACCUGUAAUAAUAGACAAAACACAGACGACGGCGUCAUUGCGGAAAUUUCUGAGUCCAGAGUUUAUUCCUCCCCGGGGGAGAACUGACCCCUUCAAGUAUUUCAUGGAGAGGAGGGACAUGGUUCGCAGGAGGAAGUCGCUCAAUAUUCCUGAAUUCUACGUGGGAAGCAUCCUGGCGGUGACCAUGGCCGAUCCCAACGCCAGCGCAAAAACGAAUCGCUUUGUUGGAAUCUGUAUCCAAAGAGGCGGGAGAGGACUGGGAGCAACGUUUGUCCUGAGGAACAUCCUCAAUGGUCAAGGAGUGGAGAUCUGUUAUGAGCUGUACAGCCCUCGCAUCCAGUCAAUCGAAGUGCUGAAACUGGAGAAAAGACUCGAUUCCAACCUGAUGUACCUGAGAGAUGCAAUGCCCGAGUACAGCACCGUGGACCCCGAGAUGAAGCCGGUGCCUUUCUCCCCGACGGGAGAGGUCCCCGUCAACAAGUUAAAAGUAAAAAUGCGUCCCAAGCCGUGGUCCAAACACUGGGAACGCCCGCAGUUCAACAUCCAGGGCAUCCGCUUCGACCUCUGCAUGACGCCAAAACAGAUGGAGUUUGUGCAGAAGAAAUAUGCCAAACCGUGGGAGGAGUACGACAUGCUGAAGGAGUACGACACCUCCAAACUGGAGGAGCAGAUCCACGCCGAGGUCCAGCAGGACAUGAGCAAGUGAAGACCAUCAUUCAAGACUGGAAACGGAGACAUGAGACUUAAAAAUAAACUUUUUUUAAACCAAUUGGA
Molecule: messenger RNA, 978 nt
Organism: Oryzias melastigma (Indian medaka)
Lineage: Eukaryota; Metazoa; Chordata; Actinopteri; Beloniformes; Adrianichthyidae
Gene: mrpl19
Product: mitochondrial ribosomal protein L19
Exons: 6
Coding region: 71-910 (279 amino acids)
Biological process (GO): translation
Cellular component (GO): ribosome; mitochondrial large ribosomal subunit
Molecular function (GO): structural constituent of ribosome
Source: RefSeq, a predicted model, not a curated record